Mizuhopecten yessoensis (Yesso scallop) is the source of this 12430-nucleotide messenger RNA. RefSeq lists its product as uncharacterized. Lineage: Eukaryota; Metazoa; Mollusca; Bivalvia; Pectinida; Pectinidae. Gene Ontology annotation, molecular function: ATP binding; cytoskeletal motor activity. The transcript has 31 exons. The record is from RefSeq and is a predicted model, not a curated record. Gene Ontology annotation, cellular component: myosin complex. Bases 427 to 7065 code for a protein of 2212 amino acids.
ACAUGAUAACGCCUAGUUCGAACACCGGGUUUUUCCCUCGUUUGUGAACUCGCGGAAUUUAGAAACUUUAUCAGCGCAUGCACAGUGACAUCUUCACUCAGUCUCCACAAUUUCACGAUCAUCAUGGGUUUCAUCACUGAACUUGAUCUGCGGAAUCUUUAAAGUUGCCGUAGAACUUAAGAUUUUAACUUCCUAUUAACACGAUUAAGCCUGCCGUUUACAGACCGAGGCAGAUUCCCUGAGUAGGACAUUAUAACGUCUAAAACCGCGGCUACACGUAAACACCUUGAUGUGCUUGCCCUCGCUCGUCAAACACGUGGUUUAUAGGGGAUAAUUAUGGAUCUAACAUGAUGUAUUAACUCAAGACAACAGAUGGAAUCUUCUGACAAAUGAUAUCAGUGACGAGAUACACUUAAAACAUUCUUCAUGGCUUCCAACACCGUAGAGGACUUGUCUACGUUAGAUCAUUUCGACAAUGAUAUCUUGCUUCGAUGCCUUGAGGAGAGUUACACAAAUGACAACAUAUAUACAUACGUCGGGGACAUUCUAAUUGCUGUCAACCCGUGUUCGCCGCUCUCAAUAUAUGGCCCUCAGACCCGGCGCAAGUACCGCGACCUGCGUGUCAGAGGAAGCCAGCCUCCACACGUUUACUGGGUGGCAGACAACGCAUACAGAAGCCUCAUGGAGACACAUCUGAAGCAAUGUAUUGUGGUUACCGGAGACUCCGGAGCUGGUAAAACCGAGACAACCAAGUACGCCCUGCAGCACCUCAUAGAACGCGCUGACAAAUGCGCUGUGCCUGACCUUGUGGACAAGCUUUCUCGGGUCAACCCCCUGAUAGAGCUAUUUGGCAACGCAUCCACGGUCUUUAACCAGAAUUCAAGCCGGUUUGGCAAGCUGAUAGAGUUGGCGUACUUACCGGACGGCACUCUCGUUGGAGGGAAGCUGCAGACGUUUGUUUUGGAAAAGUCGAGGGUUGUGUGUCAUGGCCUUGGGGACAAAAACUUCCAUAUCCUCCAUGCCAUGUUUGCUGGUAUGGAAGAAAGCAAACUCCAGUGCUACUUCAUUGAAGGUGCAGACACAUAUAGAAUCCUUCAAGAGGUGGGUGCACAACCGCACAAUUGCUCCGGGACAUUUAGAGAUGCGGAAGAAGAAAAAGAAUUUGCAGACAAAUUUCAAACAGGAAUGUCAAUUCUGACCAAGAUCGGUUUCUCUGAUCAGGAAGUGUACCAGUUAAUACAAAUGCUAGCUGCAGUCCUUCACAUCGGUAAUAUCGAGUUCCAGGUGGACGAGGAGACAGGAGGGGUGGCUAUCGUUGACGAAGUCUACGUCUCAAUUGUUAUGGAGAUACUUAACCUGGGAGAAGCGAAUUCUGCGUCUCUCAUCAGCGCCCUGAUAAGUAGACCUCGUGUCGUCAUGGGUGAAACGAUUGUUUCCUUCAAGACGAUACAACAGGCCGAGGAUGGACGUGACGCUCUUGCCAAAGAAUUGUAUAACAGUUUAUUUAAUGGGAUUAUUGACCGUAUAAACCGGGAACUCCGGCCUGAGCAAAGUAGCGCCGGGGAUGGUCACUCACUGACUAUCGGAAUUCUCGACAUCAGCGGAUUUGAGAACCUCAGACUGAACUCUUUCGAGCAGCUUCUUAUUAACAUGACCAACGAAAGGCUACAUCAGUACUUCCAGCAGCAGAUCUUUGACGCUGAGCGUGCAGAUUACAAGAGAGAAAACGUGUCAUCAACUGACGUCACAUUUAAAGACAAUGGUGAUGUGUUGAAGCUUCUUUUCGAGUCUCCGGGGGUACUGUCUAUUCUGGAGGAAGAAGUCGCUGUCCCUAUGGCCAAUGAUAAAUCUCUCGUUUCCAAAAUGGACAAGUUCCUCAACAGUUCACCCAGUUACCACAAGAAGAACCAAAUGUUAAUGUUUGGGAUCGCUCACUAUGCCGGGGAGGUGGAGUAUACUGCUGACGGCUUUCUGAAGAAGAACAAAGGAACAUUGUCCAAAAAUCUCCGUGGCUGCUUCCUCUCAAGUGAAAAUAUGUUUGUCAAGAACUAUUUCACAGAAAACUUCCUGUUCCGAAACGAGUCUGGACGGGGAAGUUUAAGAGGAAGCUUCCGGUCUAGAUUAGAGGGAAAGAAGAAAAGAGGAAGGCUGAGCACUAUCGGCGAAGAAAAAUUAGAGACAAACACCAGUGGCAACAAAAUGUAUGAUAGCGUAGCCACUCAGUACAAGAAAUCACUGAAAUGCUUGAUAGACAGAAUAUCCACUGCCAAGCCAAACUUCAUAAAAUGUAUAAAACCCAACUUGGCGCUCACCUCCGGCGAAUUUGAUCGUCGAUUGGUCAAUGAUCAGCUCACUAGCAGCGGUUUGUUGGAAGUUGCUAAGAUUCGGAGAGACGGAUAUCCGGUCAGAAUGAAGAUCGAUAUCUUCCGGAAAAGAUAUCACGUGAUUCCCGAAGACAUACAUCUGGAGGAGGAGGACGGCAAGAAGGCUGCUGAGGUCAUCGUGCAUCAUUGUGGGGUCAAAGAUUACAAAAUAGGAAAGUCCAAGAUAUUCUUGAAACAAAAUGGAAUUGAUGAAAUAGAGAAGACACUAGCUGCAAUGCUCGAAGCAAAGAAAGAGCGACAAAAAGAAGAAGAAAGACGGAAAAGGCAGGGGUCUUACAAGCGACAUGAUGAUAACUUAGACACAAUAAGUGAAGCUGGCUCUGUGAGUUCCGGAUGUUCAACGCACUCUAACGGCAAGGGGUCGAUUGAAAAACCACCGUCAUAUUCUGCUCUCUCGGACAUAGAAGCAGAUCAAAAGAAUCCUGUUGAUGCAAGUGGUUUGCCACCGAAGAAAUCAUCCAUCAACCCCUCCGAAUUACAGGAAGACCUUCCAGCUUAUGACGUUUUCCGGAUUACAGAACGAGACGUAGACGAAUCAAACGUGUUUGAGGAACGUGCGCUGAAGAUUAUGAGACUUUCUACAUAUGUUCUCUUGUUUCUGGGGAUUCUGGGUACCGGAACAGGAAGUCUGUUGGGAGUUUUGAUGCUUACAUCAGGUAUCAGAUUGGACAGUACCCACAAGUCCGAACUGACCACAGAGAUUCUAGUCUGCUUUAGUAUACCACAAGGGAUCACCUGUCUCGUCUCAUUCCUCAAGAUUCUCUUCGGUCGGAAGGAAUGGCCAAAAUUAUCAUAUUUAUUCUUUGCAUUGCUGUUGAAUGGAGCACAAGCUUGUGGCAUGGGGUUCCUCGUGUAUCGAGUUCUCCCAGAGUAUGACACCAUAUCGGGAAUAACACUAAUGCUUGCCUGUGUUCAGCUACCGACGUUACUGAAUAUACAUCGACAAAUUUUCAGGCAUCGAAAAUUAAAGUUGAAGUUCCUCAAAAGACUACUUGUAGCUACUUUCUCUAUCAUAGCAAGCCUCAUACAAUUCGGGUUUAACCCAAUAGUUUAUGUAACAGAAAUAUUUGUGCCAGCAGAUUCCACGUCUAAAAAUAUAGUGUUUCUGACAGUGUCUAUUUUUCUUGUAUCUUUCGGCUGGUGCGAAUCAUUUGCUGGAGAAGAUAUUGACAUCAUUUGUAUGAAUGUUCCGUUAAAAAAAUGGAGACAGCAAAUAUCUCGAUGUCGAGAUAAAACAAAUUUUCUAGCAUGUCCACUUAAAGUUGGAAUAUUUUUUCUGUGUGCCCAUCAGCUAGUGCCCGAUGUGACGUUUGCUUUUCCCUUACCAGUGACGUACACUGAUACACAUAUUCCAGUACCAAACAGUACUGAAACGACGGUUGCUCAGACGGCUGUGACCCAGUCGUUCUUCGACAGGUAUACCCUGCUCCUGAUACAAGUGUCAUCCGGUUACGUGUGCAGUUAUCUUUGUGGAAUAGCGUGUAAGAUCCACAUGCAACGAUUCUCGUUCUGCCUUUCUCUACUGCUUGUCCCGAUGCUUUCCAUUGGUUUAACCAUAUGGCUGUGUAUUGGAGGUCAGGAGUCACUACCGAUUUUGGAAGGAACUGUUGCGUGUCCGGCUAAUCUCUCAUUUGAUGGUUUGAAAGGAAUACUCGGUGUUGCUCUUGCAUUGCUGGUGUCCCUUGUGAUGUUAACUUUGCAUGUUUGGUUUCCGUCAACAGAACGCAUGGCGAAGCUGGAAAGGUUGUUCUGCCUUCCGAUGUGGGAUGGCAUUUUCACCGCUUUUAACGUCCUGUUGCGAAGAAAAAAUGAUCUGAUGGAGAAAGAGACCGAACGCAAAAGGGUUGGCUCUCGCACGAAAGAGGAGAAGAAGGCACGCCCUAUGGUCAAUAUUUGUGCGACAAUGUGGCACGAGACCAGACAGGAAAUGCUUCAGCUCCUUAAAUCACUUUUCCGGUUAGAUAGAUACUACUCACAAAACAUUAAUGCAGAAAAGGGCUUUGGUGUAGAACGGGACUACUUUGACAUGAAGAUUCAUAUUAUAUUCGAUGAUGCAUUCUUCAUUGAUCCCAAAACAAAACAACGAAUGACAAAUGAAUACGUCCAGCAGCUUGUGGAAUGCAUAGACCAAGCUUCGAUGUCAGUUGCCAAAGGCCGGAUUUUUUGGAACAACCAUCCAAAAAAGUUCACAACUCCUUACGGUGCGAGGCUUGAGUGGACACUUCCAGGAGGUAUUCCUAUGUUCUUCCAUUUAAAGGACAAAACUAAGGUUCGACACCGAAAAAGAUGGUCACAGAUUCUAUAUUUGUACUACCUUCUCGGAUUUGAAUUGAUGGGCGUAGGAAAUGAAAGUGACAUUUUAAAUAAGAAGAGAUCACGUCAAAGGGUGAAGACAUUCACUUCCCUCCUAAAUAAAAUUCCUCCACACAAGAUCAAACAGGCCUAUAAUACCUACAUUUUAGCUCUGGACGGCGACGUCGACUUCCGACCCGACGCUGUUAAACUUCUUAUUGAUCGGAUGCAGAAAAACGACAAAGUUGCGGCUGUAUGUGGACGUAUCCAUCCCAUAGGGAGUGGUCCAAUGGUAUGGUACCAGCAGUUUGAGUACGCCGUCGGUCAUUGGCUGCAGAAAGCUGCGGAGCACGUAUUUGGUUGUGUGCUUUGCUGUCCCGGAUGUUUCAGCCUGUUUCGAUUUGCCGCCCUUAUAGACGACAAUGUUGUUAAAAUGUACACAACCCCGCCAUCUGAGGCCAGACACUAUAUCCAGUUUGAACAAGGUGAGGACAGAUGGUUGUGUACUCUAUUACUUCAACAAGGAUGGAAAAUUGACUAUUGUGCAGGCGCAGAUUCUUGGACAUUCGCCCCGGAAUCAUUCAAGGAAUUCUUCGUCCAGAGACGACGUUGGGCUCCAUCUACCAUGGCAAAUAUACUUGAUCUCCUGUCAUCUUGGAAUUCUACUGUCAAAAUGAAUGACAACAUCAGUACAUUAUUCAUAUUCUACCAGUUGGUUUUAAUGGGCUCCAGUAUUUUGGGACCCGGGACUGUGACAUUGAUGAUUGCAGGAUCUUACGCUUCUGUUUUUAGUAUCAACAUGUACUACGCGUUGUUAUUGUCCCUGACCCCGGUCGUUAUCUUUAUCGGAAUAUGUCUGAAGUGUAAAAAUGAUACCCAGAUCAUGGUUGCUGGACUGUUGUCUUCCGUAUACUCAGUAGUCAUGGUAAUAGUGACGGUCGGGAUGGUGCUCAACAUGGCUACAGAAUCGUUCCUGAGUCCUAAUGUUAUCUUUUUAGUUGGCUUGUCCGUGAUAUUUUGCAUUGCUGGUAUAUCUCACCCUAAGGAAAUCUUGUGUCUUGUUCACGGCAUCAUCUACUAUUUGACCGUUCCAAGUACGUUCAUUUUCUUAACUAUUUAUUUUCUGUGUAACCUAAACGUCGUAUCAUGGGGUACAAGAGAAGGGCCAAAAAGAGUAGACUCUGAAGAAGAGGAACGCAAGCGACUAGAGGAAGAAGAAGAAAAACAAAAGAAAAAGAAAAAAGGUGGGAAAUUACUCCGUGCUCUUGGUUUAUCGACAUUUUUUCACGAAGCUGCAUCUUUGAUAAAACACGCCUUAGGAGGUAUACAGGAAGAAAAGACUGUGUCGGAGAAAUCAGAUCCAAAAGAGGAAAUUGAAGCAGCAAUUGUAAAGCGACUAAAGGAACGCCGACCUACUCUACCUAUACCACAACCAAAGCCAGCCGAACCAGAACCGGUAAAAACUGAGAUUAACCCAGGAGCGUGGGGUGAGGCUGAUUUCCUUGGAACCGAGAAAGUUCAAGAUAUUUUUAAACAGGAAGAGGAGUUUUGGCAGUACACAAUUAAGAAAUAUCUGGAGCCAAUAAACGAAGACAAAGACAAGCAACUACAAAUUAAGGACGAUCUUACUAGUCUAAGAAACAAUGUAGUGUUUGGGUAUUUUUUGAUGAAUCUUUUAUUCAUGAUUGCAAUAUUUCAGUUGCAACUAAAUGAAGAACAACUGUCUGAGUUCUUCAUUUUAGGAGAAUACGAGCCGUUAUCAUUGGCAUUUCUCAGCGUCUUUGCCAUUGUACUUCUGACACAGUUCGUCGGAAUGCUUCUUCAUCGCUGGGGAACGUUCCUUCACCUUAUGUCUAGCACGCGCAUAGGACUAUGUACACGAAAUUUUGAAGAAGAAUAUGCUGAAGUCGCCUUUAAGGAAGCGGGUCGACUUCAAACCGGGGAUCCAGAACCAGAUUAUAUAGAAGAUCUUGAUAGUGACACAGAGGGUGGAUCCUCGAGGAGCAAUACUUUAGUACGAUGUGACGGCAUUCCGGAGGAUCCACCAGACUACCCGGAUGACGAUCAGUCGGUCAUACUUCCUGCCACAACAGUGCCUCGUGGAUGGGAAGGUAACAUACCAGAACCAGAUUACGAGGCUCUGGAACCUGAUUAUCCGUCAAAUGACCAUCGGGAACAGGAAAGAACCCCCCAUCACCGUUACCAAAACGCUUACGAACGUAAUUUCUCGAAGAGGUUUGAGACCAUGAGAAACAUGUACCAGAAACGGUACCAGAGACGAAUGAGUCAGGUGAAUGGUCUUAACAAUACAAACAUAAGUAGACGGGAGGCUCUGUACAACCGGUCUCUUGAAAGGGGAAUGAAACGACGACAGAGUGUAAUCGCUUAGACCAUAGUCUAAUUUUGCCUUUUAUAUAACUGAACAGUACCCGAGUAUACCUAAUUAGAACUCUAAAUUGUCCCACUAUCAUAAGCAAAACAAAAAUACUGAAGGUAAAUUUCCUCAAAAUUGGCUAAUUUCAACUAUUAUAUACAUCAUAUAAUAAUGAAUUUCACAAUAUUUGCUGGCAUGUUUAUUUGAAAGCAUAAAAAUUAGUUAAAACUACGUUCAGAGCAUGAAUAUAAUUAACAUUUUUGUGAAUUUAAAAAUGAUUUUCAAACUUGAAUACAUUUUCUUUACAUUUUCAUAUGAUACUGGGACAGAGGCAAACAAGAAUUGUCUCAAUUCCUUAAUCAAUUCCAUUAAUGAAACCUAUUUUAUCGAUUGUAUUUAAAUCGAUUGAGUGGUGAGCUGUGUCUGUGAUACAUUGUAAUAUAAUUCUAAAUUUCAUUUUGCACUUUGUUAUAGGGUCUGUGAUGGGCUAAUAGUAGCAUAUGUGACCCAAAAAACAGCUGUUACUACAUGUAUUAGUAUGGAAAGCUAUUUUUCCAAGAGGCUACUUUUAAAAAAAUUCAAAUCACCAUUUUGCCGUAUUCUCCUUCUAGUGGUCUCAUAUUGCAAAAACUAAAAUCGCCGUGAAAAAAAUUGCAAGAUCUACUGUUUAUCAUUAAUAUUGUAUCCUUGUCUUAUUUUGCAUUAUUUUAAGUAUUAGAAGUUUUAAAAGAAAUAACUUGAAUCUACUGUUGAUAAUACUCUCAGCAGUGACAAUUUCUGUCGUCUUACCCAAAUUGGAUCAGUACCCAAAUCGGAUCACUUUUUGCAAAAAUACUUUGAAAUAUCCUUAGAAUAGAUAACCAUGCACCAUUUUGUUGUCUACAAAUAGUAAGUGUUUCAGUAAAUGAAUAUAAUUCAUCCUCAGAAUUUUCAAUGAAUGAAUAAAAUGAUGGUUUGGUGAUCCGAUUUCUCCUUAGACGAUAUCAAACUGAUAAAGCUCAAACUGACAAUAUUUCACAUAUGGGUCAAAUAAGCGGCAAUAUAAGGAAUUGAUCUGGAUGUUUCCAACAUAAGAAAGUAUCAACUGAGGUGAACUUACUUACACAUAUACUGUAUUAUCCAUGAAUUUCCAUGAACAUGACGCACUCAGCAUGUAAACUCUAAGCCUAGGCCUACACACGCCGCACAUAGCAAGGCCGAGACUACAAACAACCGAACCCAAGGUUGGAAUUACGACACAUAAUGUUCCUUCCAUGACAUACGAAUUAAAGUUCUUUCAUAUUAUUUAUCCAUGAAUGAUCCACGACACAAAAAACGUCUAGCUACUGAAAAAUUUGCACGUGAAUUAGUUUCGAGAUUCCUGAAAUGACGUUGCGAUGUUACGUCAUAUUUUACUACACUAAAGUUAUGAAUGAAUGAAAAAAUGUUUAAAUGAUGUUUUUUGUUUUCCUUUCCAUUGAUAGUGAUAUGGAAUUAUAGGGAUUGAAUCUGGAUAUUUCCAGUGUUCAUGCAAGUAUAAACGGGUACAAAUUUACUUACACACUUCAUAUGAACGGCAUUCGCUUCGCUACGACCGCUCAUAUGGUGUGUUAGUUAAUUUCCGCCCGUUCAUACUUGCAUGAAUACUGGAAAAAUCCAGAUUCAAUCCCUAUAUUAAUAUUUAAUGAGACAGUGAAGCCAAAUCACCGUGCUCGUAUUUAUUUGGUAUAUACUGUAAUCCACAUUGACCUUAAUUUUGUAAUCGUGAAAGACAUUGUGGACCGAUGGAGCUUUUCCCAUUAGUUUUUCAACAUUCGACUUGUACGUUCACUUUGCAUUCUUUUUCCGCCAACUUUAUAUUUCCUUCCGUCCUCCAGCGUAUUUUCGUUAUAUUCUUUGCUCCAACUUCAUUUAUCUCCCUUGUUUCUACACGAGUCACACAAGCUACACCAAAGGUAAAAGGCUAAGGUUCAAAUGUAAUCAUUGAGAUGUAUGUAUUUUGUAACAGGUUUUUCACGCUCUCAAUAUGGUUUAAAAAGUACCCGAUGUUAAUCAGAUCAAGAUGUAAAUAUUUUCAAAAGGCAAAUAUAAUAAUAAUUAUCAUGUUCAUUGAAUAUAAUAUGUAUACCAUCGUGUUCAAUAUCAUAAUUAAAACAGUUCAAAAGGUCGAUCCUAACUAAACUGUAUAACAAUUUGCUUACAUUCUCCCAACCUUCACAUUGUUGGUAGCCUAAGGUAUGGCAAAAUUGUAAUUAUAAUAUACAUUUGUUAAUAAAUAAUUUUAUUCAAAUUGUAUUUGUGUCUUCAUUGGCACGAUUGUCAAGAACCUAUUUAAUAAUCAACUAAUGUGAUAUUUAUAUGAACAACUAAAUGUUUUUUAGUAUUGAUAUACAUUCAUGCAGAGCGGCAGAGACAAAGGCGAAAUUAAUCCGCCAUCCUUGUUGUCGUGCUCGCAUACUUAUAGACACGAGAAGCUUAAAUUGGGUUAGAGAACAGGCAAAUUAAAUUAUCAUUCUUUACCUUGGGGUUAUUACCAAGAAUCUAAACUGAGUGAGUAGAGGAUCCCCGCAAAUCCACCAAAAACUGUAAAUAUACAUUUUAAUUUUUUUUUUCCUGCUUCACUAUAUGUUUGACAGAUCAUUUCGGAAAGGAAAAUAAUGACUUGCGUCACAUGUAUGAGAAUACAAUAAAGAUAAAAUUUAACAAAAAUUCAGCAACAUUUUUCUGAGUAUAAAAAUAAUACUGGCCAGACUAAGAUUAAACCACCCAUCAUUAGACAUUUGUCCCAUUAAGUGAGCUACAAUUGUACCUGGUCUACCCUGUUACGUGUAGUAUAGCCAACACGAAAUAAGGGGAGGUUACUGCAUAUACAAAAACUAAUAAGGGGAGGUUACUGCAUAUACACAAAAUCUAAUAAGGGGAGGUUACUGCAUAUACAACAACUAAGAGUAACUAUCUGGAGUUUUGCCUGCGGUACGGCAGUGAUCCUUCAAUUCUUGUAUCCUUUGUGUCAAGAUUAUUUUGUUAUAUGUAAUUUGUUAUCAAUUGUUAAUUUUUCAUGUCAGUCGUACAUGCUUAGUUGAAUUUGUAUUCACACACUUUUAUUUUUAUUUAUUUAAUUUAAAUUACCUAUUCAGCUUUGUAUCUCGUAAACUUACAUCACUCAUUGUGUGUUGUCCUACCGUACGUUAAGCGGCCUAUUGAAUAAGGUUUUAUGAUUUUAAGCACAUUUAUUAUGUUUAAAUAUCACUCGUGAUUGAAGUAUAACCACUUUUUUCCACUGGAUUUUUUUCGUUAUUUUUGCUCAUUCACAGGGUAUAAUCGUGAAUGCGGUACUUUGAUACAUGUGUUAGUUUGGCACGUGUACAUUUAAACUGUGAUAUAAACCGCAAUGCAGACUUGUAUCACUACUACUUCGGUAACGUCAUUAGCAUUUGCCUAGCUUAUCUCAUAUGAUGUGGUAAUGCAGACAUGCGAUUGUUUGACAAAGACUGUGUCUUAAGGACUUGUGUACUACUAUAAGUUGGGUACAGAUGAUAAAUGGAUGUCUCUAAAUAUACUAAAAACAGACAGUAGUGUCGCCUUUGUUUACUGAAAAUCGAGAUACAUCUUUGAAUGUUUUCCGGGAUUUUUUCUUAGAUCAGCGGAUCACAAAAUAUUAUUGCUUGUAAAAUUGAAUUUCCAACGUUUUGGCCACUGGGAUCACCGAUGUCACUUACAUGUUGUAAAAAGACGACACAGCUUUGUAUUGCAGUGUUAUUUUUUUCGCAUACUGUAUCAAGUUUUAAAAAGUGCAAUCACCUGUGUGUGUAAUGUUCAUCUUUGACCGAAAAUGUAGAGCCGCUAAAAUAUCUGGCAAUACGUAUAUAUCAAAAUUGUUAUAUGAUUACAAUAGGAUAAAAUAUGCAUUAAAUUACUUAAUCAGGGAUUCAUAUGUAAAUGUGUAAAAAAAAAUCAAUGUUAUUGCAUUAAUAUCUAUGCUAAAUUAAAAGGUACCUAUUAUGUCGAUAAGGAAUGUAAUUUAAAUUGUACGUUAGUGUGUAUUUUAAAUAGAUUUAUUCCUUUGUUCCUAUUGUAAAAUAUCUCUUUGACGUUAUUUAUUUCAUCUGUCAUCGAAAUAUACAUUUAACAUCGAUUAUUUGUCUGAAGUCACAGUUUGAAUCUCAAAUUGAAUAUUGUAUAGAUCAAUAAAGUCAACACUUUGCCCAUAUUAAAUUUGAAAGUAUUUUAAUCUCCAGCCAGUCAAUCAAUAUUUUUCAAUUUCCUUCUUACUCGAUCUGUGUGGCAUGAAUUGUUUAUAGAAAAGAUGUGAUCAUAUUUAUAUUUGCAACAAAACUGAAACGGCAAUCAACGAAUUUAUUAAAAGAUUUAAAAAGUAUUCUGCUAUGUCCUAAAGCAUUAAGCUGGUUUUAAAAAAAUCGUUAUUAAAAAUAUUCGUAAGACACGACGAUUUUACUGAUGGAUGGCAAUUUUCACUAUUUAUAUGUAAUAAAUUUGUAACACAAACGCAUGUGUCUUUUAAAGAAGACAAAAGAUCAUUCAUAAAAUGAGUCAGCGAUGUCUUAUAAAUUGUAGCUUGAUAAAAUACGAAUUAACUAUAUGUAAGAUCCCAUACUUGUAUGUAACAUUCUAUUACUCGAGGGCAGACGAGCAUUUGAUCUUGAUAUAAUCGUUUUUAUAAAUUUAUAUUUAAAGCAUGUUCAAAGGUCCGAUAUAUGUAGCCCAAGAACCCAUGGAUUCGAACCCACGUCUUCUAUCACGUAUCACGCUAUUAAAUAUCGUUCACCUUGCCCCCAAUCAAUUUUUAUUUUAGUGUGAUACAAAGUUUAUCAAAGAAAUAAGAACCAGAGAACAUUAAGGUAUACUAUAUACGUACUGAAUACGCAGAUGCUUAAAAGUUCGUUACGUUUCGAGAAGACUGCUGACAUCCUUUUUCAUCACUUGCUAGACAUAAUCCACAUCCUGACGUUCGUAGUCAUUGAAAUGUUAAAUAGUCUGCCUAAUGAAUAAUCGAAAUAUUAAUCAAUAUACAGGCAAAAAGGAACAUAUUAUAAUAUGGUGAUCACGAGUACUGUUCACGAAUAAUUAAAAUUUCAUUGAGAUAUUAGAGUGACAAUUGUUUUAUGAAUCUGUUUUUAGAAAGAAAAAAAAGAUAAAUGUCAUUAUCGGCUCUUUCAUUAUCACAAUGUAAAAAAAUCGGAAUUUAAUAAGAGGAUUAGGGACGUGUCCGAUAUUAUACCAGUCUUACUUUCUAAUUUCAUAAUAACCUAACUCAAUAGAAUUAUUUGAUUUCCCUAUUUAUGAGCUAAAAUGUGAAGUAAACAAUUAUGUAGACAAUUUCAUGCAUAAAUGAGAAGUACAUUCAUUAAUUGGCUUUGUUGUACAAAAUGCCUCCUAAAUA